GAGCUCGGGAAGCAAGUGACAGCUGACUGUCUGUUGUGACUGCUGUGCAGCGCAUGGGUACUGAAAUGAGAGUCACGGUGUAUCUUUUACCUGAAGUUUCAAUUACCUUCAGCGCCUUGGCGUGAGAGCGAGACUUGACAACGCGCGGAUCGUGACGGUUGGUCUGCGGCAAGGCAAAGCCAUGAAGUGUGCAGAGUUGCCAAAAGUAGCUCGACAUCAUCCAUGCACCAGUAUACAAUGCAUCUGCGAGGCUUACAUCAUCUUAAAACUUGUGCCAGCUCCCAAAAUGCACACCAAUGCCGAAGCCAGCGUGCUCAGAUUCUGCGGCCACCGCAAGCGUGCCCAUUCCGAGGCUUGCUUGAUUCCACAUCGGUUCGCGACAUGCCAUUCGCGCCGAUGAAUGGCGGUGUGCCUUACCGACUUCUGCUCGGCUUGCGCGCGCCAGAGAGCCCUGGACAAUGGCUGGACGCGAUAAGUGACGAUGAUGCUAUUGUUUAUGACCAGCUAGAACAGCGCAAGAAGCACUUGCGUGAAAGGCGCCAUGCCGUGCUCCAGCUGCUGGACGAGCCGGCGGCGCACGCCGCCGCCUGGGAGCUCCUGCACCAGCUUAUGGCGGAGCUGCCUGCGCACCACCCACACCGCUACCAGGUGCAGGGGCCCGUGAUCCACAACCUGCUCACAGGUGACGUGUUUGACACCUCCGCGCCCGGCACUGACCCGUUGGAGGUGGCGGGGCAGCUGGUACAGGAGGACCUGGUGCUGCUGACUCGGGGCGGCGGCGACUCCCACUACCGGGUGCUGGGCGGGGUGGUGUGCUUCCCCGCGCACUGGAGUGUGCUGGAGAAGCUGGGGCAGCAGCUGCCGGACGUGCACGACCCCGUGCCGCGAUGGAGGACGGACGCCGCCCGCCCAGCGCUCAACUUCCUUUCCCGGCUGUCGCCCGACUCGCCACCGCUUAUCCGCUGGAACUGGACCCUCAUGCCCACACCGGAGCUGCACCUCUCCAACUUCUACGACGCACCGCCGGGGCCGCACACCGCGCCGCCGGACGACGUGAGCGGCAUCGAGCACCUGCACCUGAGGCUGGAGCGGCAGUUCUUCCACAGGCUGCCGCAGUCGCAGUGUGUGGUGUUCACCAUCCGCACCUACCAGCGCCCACUGCACCAGGCGGUGGCGGGCCGGCCGGUCAUGGCGGGCGCACUGGCGGGCGCACUGCGCGACCUGCCGUACGAGCACCUGCAGUACAAGGUCAAUCUGCAGCACCGCAUGCCGGCGCUGCUGGAGCUGCUGGACGGCGUGGCGGCGGCGGCGGGCGGUGCCCCGGGGGAUCUCGAUGGUGGCGGUGGCGGCGGCGGCGGCGGUGGCGAGACGCCAGCAGCGGCGGCGCAGCAGGAGGCUGGCGAGUCGGGGCCAGCGGUGAUGGCUGUCGCUGGGACUUGAGCAGACGCUUGAUUGGGCCACGCAACAACGGAGCUGCUGGGGAAAAGGAGGUGUUGACUGUUGAGGUCAGUGAACCAGUGUGCGGUGUAAGCGGCGGCGGGGCAUGACCGCAUGAUGGUCAGUUGAUCACCCAUAGGCGUCAAGGUGGGCCCUUCAUGGUAGCUUGCACAGUAUUCUGGGGCUGUAGGAUGGACCUGAAUGGAAGGGUUGGAGAGCAGCAACAGAUCAUGGACAACUUGGAUGUUUCGGGCCGGUCGGGCAUGCCCAUUGGAAAGUUGAACCCUGAUCAGGGGGGGGGGGGGGUAGGAACAAACUUUUUUGAC
This is a messenger RNA of Chlamydomonas reinhardtii, 1763 nucleotides long. RefSeq lists its product as uncharacterized. NCBI's taxonomy places the organism in Eukaryota, Viridiplantae, Chlorophyta, Chlorophyceae, Chlamydomonadales, Chlamydomonadaceae. The record is from RefSeq and is a predicted model, not a curated record. Bases 382 to 1440 code for a protein of 352 amino acids. The transcript has 8 exons.